This is a messenger RNA of Fragaria vesca subsp. vesca, 984 nucleotides long. RefSeq names its product thioredoxin-related transmembrane protein 2-like. Bases 54 to 830 code for a protein of 258 amino acids. NCBI's taxonomy places the organism in Eukaryota, Viridiplantae, Streptophyta, Magnoliopsida, Rosales, Rosaceae. The transcript is spliced from 9 exons. The record is from RefSeq and is a predicted model, not a curated record.
AAACAGUGACAAAGCUCAAAGCUAGAAACCGGAAUCAAAAUAUCAGAUCGGGAAUGGAGAAGAAGCAGAGCAAAGCAAUGGAGUUGUUAAACGAGAUGGUAUCAGAGCCAUACCAUCUCCUCCAUUUCUUGGCUUUCUUCUCUUACUUUGUAAUCCGCACUUCCGCUGCUCAAAUCCUCUCUCCCCAUAUCACCUCCCGUCUCUUUCUCCGAGAAAUCCAAGCCGCUUUGGCCUUGGGCGUCUUCGCUGCCAUCAAGAUAGUGAGGGAAGAAACCUGGGAGGGUUUUAUUUCAGAUACGCUCUUCUUUGCGAAGAUUUUUCUUCUUGCACUUACUUUGAUAAUGGAUUACCACUUGACUCUCUGGUACGCAGUGAUAUUUGCAGGGAUUUAUAUUUUCACACAACAGCCGGCCUUUAAGAAAUUAGGUACUUCAAGUAAGAUAACACCAUUGCAGCUGGAAAGCUUGCUGACGGAAGGGAGCACAUCUAGACUUUGGCUGGUUGAAUUUCGUGCUGCGUAUUCACCUUCUUGCAUACGCUCAAGUCGGUGCUUUCCUGAGCUUUCUAUCACAUAUUCAAACAAAGGCUUUUCUUUUGGAAUAGUUGACCUUGGCCUCUUCCCAAAUGCUGCACAGUAUUUCGGAAUAUCACUCUCUGGCAGCAUGGGACAACUUCCUGCAUACAUAUUAUUCUCACAUGGAUCUGAAGUUGCUCGCUAUCCUGAGUUGGUUGCUGAAUCAAAAGGUUCUCGUUCUCCCAUAACUAAGAGAUUUCUUUCACAGUACUUCAAGCUCGACCUGCUCCUUCUCGAGUACAUAAAUGGUAAAUAGUUAUUUGACAUACUGUAUACGGUAUUAGUGGCUCCAAUUUUGGUUCAUCUUUGUAUGAUUACACAUGCUUUCAGAUGUAAACAAACAUGUCUUCCUCACAUUUAAUCUAUUUCCCCACUUUUUUAUAGAAAAUUUUCCUCUUCUGUUUGAUAUU